AUGCUUAGUGAAGUGCCGCUGACAGCUGCAGCACCCUCACACACUGUGGCUUCUGUGAAACCCGACUCUUGCGCCUUGUACUCACGCCGCUGCCCCGCUCGCGUUGCCCAUCAUGACUUUGGACCCUCCAGGAGCGCGGCCGCAAAUGCUGACACUGCAGCAUCAGCAGCAGAGAAGGUGCGAGUGCAAGCAGGACCCGGCGCGGCACCGGCAGCGUCCCCCUUCAAGCCGGGCGAAAAGCUGCCCCCGCGGACUCGGGAGAGGAGAGCACAGCUGAAAGCCGUGAAUGUCGUGGCUGUGAUACCGGGGAGGCUGAGCUGCCCGGCCGCAGUGCUGCCCCUUGCUGUGCAGUGCCAGGCUGACGGCCGGCCCAGGGCCAGCUACCGCGGGGACCGGGCACCGGGACCACGCCUCGCCCCCCGCCUCGCCUCGCCUCGCCUCGCCCCGCCCCGCUGCGCCGCUCACGCCGCUGCCGCCGCUCCGCGCAGCCGGUGGCAGUCGCGCCGUCCUCCGGCGGUUACCUAUCUCCGCUUAUUCACUCGCGGCGCGACCCGCCUGCAGGGAGGGUGUGUGUCCCGUCCUGCCAGACGACGCUGCGCCCUUGUCUCGCGGCUGCAAGCUGGCCAGCGUGCUCAAUCCCUGUAUCCAAUGGAGAUAAUGAAUUCAGAAAGUGAAUUCAGAAUUCAGAUACUUGACAGUUCACAUCAGUAUUCCCUGCAAACUCAUGCUAUCACCCAGCCAAGAUCAAACUGGUUUUUACUGAGAAAAGACCAUCUUGCUGGAUGAGCCCUGAAGAGAUUUAAAAGAUUGAGAAGGGCUUGUUUCCUUUUCGUGCCUCAGACAUACUGACUAGAGUGAACACAAGGUUGAGCAUACAAUUUUUCAGACACAGCAGAUAUGAAGAAACUUUUUCAAGAUGUUUUGCAGCAAGUGUUAGGUCAUAACCAAAUUGUUUCUUGAAUUAUACAUGUGUCACAUGCAUCUGGGAUGGACAUUGAACAUAUUCCAAUAUCAUGCAAUUGUGUUUCCCUUAUUUAUCUGUAAAAGCAAGUGUUGUAUGUUCUCCUCCUCAGCUUAGAAUGGCUCCCUGGAGAAAGGAGAGACAACUGUCUGCCAUCUUUUCUGCUUCAGCAUUUUUGGGGCUGUGUUACACUUCACAUGUCUUGUGGAGAUGCUCUGCGGAUCUCCUUUGCCCAGGGAGGUGGUGGAGUCUCCUUCUCUGGAGAUGUUCAAGACCUGCCUGGAUGCCUACCUGUGCUACCUGAUGUAGGGAACCUGCUUUGGCAGGGGGGUUGGACUCGAUGAUCUCUGGACGUCCCUUCCAACCCCUGCAAUUCUGUGAUUCUGUGACAGGAAGAUCAGGGUUUGUGGGCCCUGUGGCCUGGUCUUUUUUCUUCAUCUUGCUAAUGAUGAGUUAACAAGACAAGGUGACAUUUAUCCAAGCCUUCUGAGAGGAGGGCUGUCUAAUGCUAUCAUGACAAAAGAGAGCUACUGAGCUUUUUUUACUAUGUAAUUCUGAUUACUAUUUUUAUAUCCUGAUUUCAUUAAUAGUUUUGUGAUGGGUUCUACCUGUUAUAAAGUAGACAAGGCAACGUAUUUAUCCUCCUCUUGGCUAUACAUUUAACACUAUGUGGAACACAUAGCUAACAUUUCCAAAGUCACUAGCAGCAUCUAGAGAUCCUUACAUUUAUUUCCUGCAUUGCAACUCCAGCAUCUGACACUACCCUGCAAUGUGAAAUGAUGUACAGAGUCAAU
Molecule: messenger RNA, 1755 nt
Organism: Tympanuchus pallidicinctus (lesser prairie-chicken)
Lineage: Eukaryota; Metazoa; Chordata; Aves; Galliformes; Phasianidae
Exons: 4
Coding region: 1-786 (261 amino acids)
Source: RefSeq, a predicted model, not a curated record